Molecule: messenger RNA, 4739 nt
Organism: Drosophila subobscura
Lineage: Eukaryota; Metazoa; Arthropoda; Insecta; Diptera; Drosophilidae
Product: heterogeneous nuclear ribonucleoprotein U-like protein 1
Exons: 10
Coding region: 289-4155 (1288 amino acids)
Molecular function (GO): protein binding
Source: RefSeq, a predicted model, not a curated record
AUCGCAGCCAGCUUCACUUCAACGCGUUCGGUUUUAGGCCAUUUAUUUAUUCGCAAUUAAUGCGAAUGUAAAUCUGAAUUGUGUAUUUAAUUUAGUGUGCACGAGUGCAAGGAAAAGCAAAACUUCAAUCUGGGGACAUUUUGAACGCGUGCGCCCAUUGAACGACAGCGCAUUUAAUUUUCUUUCGCAUUUUUUCCUUAUUUUUUCGCAUCAUCAGCCCCCGUCGGUGUGUUGGUGCACGCGAGUGUGUGUGUGUUUCUGCCGCCAAUCCAAAACGGAAGCGUAAAAAUGGAUGUGGCUAAGCUGGAUAAAAUGAAGGUGGUGGACUUGCGCAACGAGCUACAAACGCGCGGUCUGGACACCAAAGGAGUCAAAGCCGUGCUCAUCGAGCGACUCCGGGCACAUGUAGAAGGUGGUGGAGCCGGCGAUGGAGAUGGCGCACCAGUCACACCAAGCCGACGUCAGCGUCGCACGCGCUCAAUGUCCCGCUCUCCCUCUCCCGUUGCAGCUGCACCAGUCGCCACAGAGCCAGAGCUGGAAACCCUGGAAGAGGAAGACCAGGCAGGAGAACCAGCCGCCUCCGCAGCUGCCGACAAACCGCAAUCAGAGUCGGAUCUCGAGGCCGAGGCCGAGGUCGAUUCAGCUGAGCCGGAAGCAGAGGACACAGUUGAGUCCGAAGCUGCCAAUGACGAGGAGAAGCCACAAGAAGCCGAUGAACCUGAGGAAGAGACAGAGGAAGCAGAAGAAACUGCUGAAACAGGUCAAGAAGCUGACGAGCCGAUGGAGCAGGCCGAAAACGAUGCCAACGAUGGCAACGAUGAAGAGCAGCCGGCCCAGGCAGAGCAGCCUACCCCAGAGGAGACUGCGGAGGUGCCAGCUGAGAAAGCUGAGCCCCAGUCGAACGGCGACAGCCAGAAAAUGGAUGUCGAUGAGGAGGAGACACCUGCCGCCCCCAAGGCGGACGAAGAACAGGAAAAGUCCGAAGACCAGCCAAAUGAGCGUCGCAAACGGUCGCACAGUCGUUCGCGCUCCCGCAGUGGCUCCCGCUCCCCCAAGCAUCGCAACAGUGGCGGUGAGAAGCGCGAGCCCAAACCAGUUGCCGAGGAGCGCACAGUGCCAGAGGAUGAGCCCACCAUCGAGGAGAACAAAGUGGGACUAAGCUGGCUGGACUCCGAUUUGCAUCUUCGCAUCGAUCCGAACACAUUUGCUACGGCCAAGCCUCUGACAUCGGAGAUUUAUUCCCUGAUUUGGUCUGGCGCUCGCGCCAACUACGGAGUGCGCGAGGGUAAGGUCUGCUUUGAGGUGCGCCUCGCUGAGGAAUCGCAGCCGGAAAAUUCGCAUCAUUUCCGGGAUGAGCCGCAUGUGCGCGGCUUUCGCGUUGGCUUCUCAAAGCCUACGACUUCGCUGCUCUUGGGCGAAGCCGAACAUUCCUUUGGCUACUGCGAGACCGGACGCAAGGCCAAUGAGGGCGAGUUCGUAGACUACGGCAAGCCCUACCAGCUGGACGACGUCAUUGGCUGCUAUCUGGAUCUGGAGAGUGAGCCGUGCACAAUCAAGUAUACCCUCAAUGGAGAGGACCUCGGGGUGGCAUAUGAGUUCGAAAAGAGCAUCCUGGGCGAGGAGGAUGCUCUCUUUCCGCACAUAGUGACCAAGGGCUAUGAGUACUCGGUGAACUUCUCGGAUGGCGAGCAGCUUCUGGUGAACGCCGAGAGGCCGACGCGCAAGCGCCGCAAGCAUCGCAAGGAAGAGGACAAAGACGACGACAAAGAUGAUAACGAUGGCGAAAAGUGGAAGGUUCUGGACGAGGCCACCGCAGACGAUGAUGAGGUCGAGAAGAAGGAUGAUGAUACGAAGGCAUCGUCAGAGAAGGCCGAUGAGGAGGACUCUGAAAAGCCAGAGAAAUCCGAAGAGGAAGAACCCGCACCAAAGGUAGAGGUUAAAGCAGAUGCAGAAGCAGAGACCGAGGUCACGACCGAAGAUGCUGAAAAGAAGCCAGAAGCUACUGAAACUUUGGAGACAGCUGAGCCAGCCACUGAAACCUCUGAACCGACAGAAGCAGUUUCGAAUGGCGAUGCCAAUGCUGAGAAGGCAAGCGAGGAGGCACCAGCUGAGGAACAGAAACCCUCGACCGCUAAUGAGGAAGAGGAUGAUGAUGGACCCUCGCCCAACAAGCGCAUCAAGACCGAUGAAGACUCCGAAAAGACGGAGACUGAGAAGGAAAAGGAGAAGUCACAGUCGCGUGACGAUGAGUACGAGGAAGUGGUGCCCGAGCCCCGCGAUACAGCCGCUCUGCUGUCGGGCUACGUGCUUAUUGGCCUGGUGGCUGUGGAGCAACUGAUUGCCGGACCACAACGCGCCGCUUCGCGCAAGGAGUGCGAGGUCAUUCUGCUAGUGGGACUGCCCGGUGCCGGCAAGACCCACUGGACCCACAAGCAGGUGGCAGACAAUGCUGACAAGCGUUACGAGGUCAUCGGACCCGAUUCCAUCAUAGCCAAGAUGACGAUCGAUGGCGCCUCUCGCAAGACAGUGCACAAGGGCCGUUGGGAUAAGGUGCUGGAGAUAUGCUUGAAUAGCCUGGGAGCCCUAGAAGAUAUUGCCAUGAAGCGGCGUCGCAAUUUCAUCCUCGAUCAGACGAAUGCCUAUGCCUCGGCCCAGCGACGUAAAAUGAAGGGUUUCAACGACUUCAAGCGCAUUGCGGUCGUUUGCAUACCCGGCGAAGAUGAGUUGAAACGUCGGAUCGCCGAAAAAGAGGAAAAGGGAAAUGCUUUUACAGUUAAAGAAUCAACAAUUAAUAACUUACGAGCCAACUUCACUCUGCCAUCGCUGGAGUUUGGCUGGUUUGAUGACAUAAUCUACACGGAGCUCAGCGGUGACGAGGCCAAGAGCGAGGUCAAGAAGUACAAUGAGAAGGGCAAGAAGGCCAUCGAUGCGGACAGGUCCAGGGACAAGCGAUCUCGUGGCGGCCGUGACAAUUACCGACGUGACGAGCGCAAUCGCAAUCGCUACAAUGAUGAUCGUCGCCGGGAAUAUGGCGGCCAGCGACAUGAGAGUCGAUGGAACAACGACUCGAGACGUGGUGGCGGCGGCGGCGGCGGUGGUGGCGGAGGCGGCUACUCCAGCAAUAGUGGAGGCGGCGGUGGUGGCGGCGGCAGAAGUGGCUAUGACAAUCGUCGCACCAGCUAUGGUGGCGGAGGAGGUGGCGGCGGUGGCGGUGGUGGCCAACAGAACUGGAUGCAGAACAAUCGCAGGAGUGGCUACGACGAUCGUGGCUAUGGAGGUAAUGGCGGCGGCGGUGGAGGCAGUCGUGGCUAUGACAACCGCAAUCGUGGCUACACUGGUGGAAGCGGUGGUGGUGGUGGCGGUGGUGGCGGAGGAGGCGGCGGUGGCGGCCAGCAAAACUGGAUGCAGAACAAUCGCCGAAGCGGAUACGAUGAUCGCGGAUAUGGUAGCUCACGGGACUAUCGCGAUCGAGAUCGCGGCAACGAUCGCAGCCGAAUAGGCAGUACGGAUCGGAAUCGGGGAAGCAGCCAGAGCAGCUACCGCUCCGGAGGAGGAACUCACCAACAACGGGAUUUUCGGCCUGGCCACCGCGACACCAAAGAAGAUAGUCGCGGUGGCUAUGAGCGGUCAGCUGCCCAAUCUGUGCCUAAAUAUGGCAACAAUUCGGCCGGAAGUGGCGUAGGAGGUGGUGGCGGUGUUUACGAUCAGUACAAGCAGCAAACGAGUGGAACAGCCGGCGGCGGCAAGUCCUCUCUUAGCGGCAAGUGGAGCACCUAUGGCCAGCCGCAACAGCAGCAGCAUCAGACAGGUGUCUGGCAGCAGCAGCAGCAACAGCAGCCGUCACAACAAUACCCACAGCAGCAGCAGCAACAGACCGCCGGCCAGCAACCAUAUUGGGGAUAUAAUCAAAUGCAGGCUGGUUAUGGAAACCAGCAAGCCUGGCAGGGUGCCGAUCCUCAGCAGCAACAACAGUGGAUGUCCUGGUGGCAGCAACAGGCACAGGGCUCUGGCGGAGCAGCGGCCGGUAAUGCCAGUGGAGGCGUGAGCGGUAGUGUAGGAGGCGCCGCUGGCAAUAAUGAUGGCGGUGCCACCAAUCAUUAUUGGUCUCAAUAUUCAUACUCCACACAGUCCAAUUCUGGCGCCGACAAGAAGUAGCAGAAGGCGGCAUCCUGCACUCCCGCACCCCCCUGCUGUCCACCUACCAACAGGAAAAAUCUUCGUUUGGACAGAAGCAAACAAAAAAUGAACUACACUAAACUUUAUAAUGAUAGUUUUUAAACAUUAACAAACCGAUUAAAACAACAAAUUAACCUUAGUUUGGCCAGUUUUAAGCGUCUGGCCGUUUGGGCUAGUCCAAACUCUACCACAAAAGGCAAACCAAAACCAAUCUUGCGAACACACACAAAAUCAACAUAAUACUAAACUGUGUAGAUUGAAAACAAACCCCCAGAUAAUAUUUCAGUUCAUAUUGGUUAAAUGUAGUCUACGACAUCUCCACCUCUUGAGAAUUACAUUUGGUUUCUAUUUUCCAACGGGCAUUUCUCUUUUGCUCCCGAUGAGCAAUACACAGAAACAUGAUUUUUUACAUUUUUUGGCAGUACAGUACCCAUCUAGACAGUACAAUUUGUUCUAAAGUUUUAUUACGAUUAUUGUUUUAAAUUGAUGAAACAACCACAAACAGUUGGAGAACAACUAUAAGCAAGGAAAGUUUAACAAAUAAAUCUAUGCAUUGAAAGCGA